This is a messenger RNA of Eublepharis macularius, 4940 nucleotides long. RefSeq names its product tubulin polymerization promoting protein (gene TPPP). Gene Ontology annotation, molecular function: tubulin binding. The transcript has 4 exons. Gene Ontology annotation, cellular component: microtubule. The coding region runs from base 74 to 733 and encodes 219 amino acids. Lineage: Eukaryota; Metazoa; Chordata; Lepidosauria; Squamata; Eublepharidae. Gene Ontology annotation, biological process: microtubule polymerization; microtubule bundle formation; positive regulation of protein polymerization. The record is from RefSeq and is a predicted model, not a curated record.
GCCGGCGCGUUCCUGGCUGCGCCCGAGCGCGGGGCUGGGCGAGAGCGGCGAGGCGAGUCCUGGAGCCGGGAGCAUGAUGGCUGACAAUACCAGUAAGCCAGCCAAGCAUGCAAACAAAACCCCUCCAAAGUCUCCUGCAGAUCCUGCUAAAGAGAAAGUGGCCAAAAGGUUAUCCUGCGAGUCGAACAGCUCCCUCGAGGGGGCCACCGCGCAUGAGCUCAGUGCUCUCGAAGAGGCUUUCAAGAAAUUUGCUAUCCACGGAGACACAAGAGCCACCGGAAAAGAGAUGCAUGGGAAAAACUGGUCCAAGCUGUGUAAGGACUGUAACGUGAUCGAUGGCAAGAAUGUGACUCUCACAGAUGUGGACAUUGUCUUCAGCAAGAUCAAGGGCAAAUCCAGGACAAUUACUUUUGACCUGUUUAAAGAAGCACUUCAGGAACUCUCCAAGAAACGGUUUAAAGAUAAGAGCAACGAGGAAGCACUGCAAGAAAUGCACAAGCUAAUUGAAGGGAAAGCACCGAUCAUAGCUGGAGUCACGAAAGCCAUUUCAUCUCCAACUGUCUCGCGACUGACGGAUACGACACGUUUCACUGGUUCUCACAAAGAGCGAUUCGAUCCAUCUGGGAAAGGGAAGGGCAAGGCAGGCCGUGAAGAUCUGGUCGACACUUCCGGCUAUGUGUCCGGGUACAAGCACGCUGGCACAUACAAUCAGAAGGUGCAAGGAAGCAAGUAAGCUUGGAGAUGGGGAGACAGCGGUUGUACCCAGGACGGUUACCUGGAUGAGCCCUACCUGUUUCAGUUGGAAAAACUGUGGCAAGGUGCAUUUGUGGGGACCUGAACUGAUAUUGACAUCUGUUGAGACUCUUGCAGUGACGCACCACUUCAUUACAUUCCUCGUGCUUAUGAUAAUGAAAAGGAAAUGGCAAAGCGUUGAUAUUGUUAGGUGAGAAACCAGAUCCAAGGCUUUCUUUCAUACCAUGCCUCGCUCAUGCUGGUAGCAGAUUGCAAACAUUCCUAUAUGACUAGUUCUCUGCGCUGCUCUUUGGGCUGUAGUAGCAAAUCCUUUAACUCCCCCUAUAAAUAGUGAAAGAGAAUGGAGGCUUUUAACGCAGGCUACAUGUGCUGGCAGUUUUUGCCAAGAAGCGCCCAACCACUCCGUUUGAUUAUUUAUUAUUCAGCAAUGUCUUAAUAGGGAAUAAACCACCACCCUCAGACAUAGAAAUUCAGCCUUCUGCAAAAGAGAAUGAAACAGCUAUUGCUUUUUUUGGUAAAGUGUUGCUAUUCUAGGAAAAAAACAAGUCUUUCCAUCCCAUUUGAGAACAAGAAUAGCAAAAAUUAGUUUUCUUUACAUUCUUCUUUAAUGAGGUCGGAAGUUACAUUUGUUCUCAGAAAGAGAUGGGAAAUCCCAUCCCUCGUUUCUUACCCGCAGAUUUCCUCCUGCACUGUUCCCGUAGUUUUUUUUUCUUACAAACCAUGUGCCAUGGAAGCUGCAGAGGGUCUGGAAUCGUUACGGGAACUGCGGGGACGUUGGGGAAGGCUUGUUAGAAGUGGGCCAGUGGCUUGCAAUAGCUAAGUCUGCACUGCCUCAAACUGGAAGUCAAAAAGGCGAUGCAGGAUAGAGUCUCAAAAUCACUUUGUUACGAUAAACCCCACAAAUUGGAUUCACGUUCAUUUAGGAUUUUUGCACCAAGUGACACAGAAAGCUGUCGACUACAAAUACCUGGAAGUUCAAUCCGCCCCCCAAAUUAUUUGUUGGCAAUAUUGAUCUCUGAAAUUCUCUGCUCCAUUUGAGUCACCCCUUUAAAAAACACAUUUUGAUUCAUGAUCUCUGUCUGCUAAUAUUUCUGCAAUUGAAAUGACAAGAAACCAAAUGGUUCUAUAAUUCACUGCACUGUUUAUCAGGUAUAAUCCCAGAGUUAACUUACACUAAUGCAAAUAGAAUAGAGAUUUAUUGAUUUCAAUGAUGUCACCAGAUGACGGUCAUGUGUGACGGACUCAUCGGCAGAGUUACUGCAGUCUAAAGCCGCUGCUUUCAUUGGCCUUAGAUUGGAGUAACUGCAUAAAAUUGCAUUGUGGUGCUAAAAUGUUGCCUCAGGGUGUGUGUGUGUUAUUUUUUAUUGCCAAAAAGAAGGCAGCAUACCAUAGAGUGGCAACGGUUGAGCUCAUUGAGUGAUCUUUACACCUUUGUUUCUUACGGAGUAGGUUAUGCACCAUUGUAUUGAUGAUAGAUCCGGAAGAAUAGUGGCUGGGGCUUUUGAUGUUGGUUAGCAAAGCUGAGUGCUCAGCACUGCUUCCAGCAGAACCAAGUUUGGCAUUCGCUUUAUUAGACCCCUUUAGGAGAGCAGCUUUCGACUUAUUUCACUGCCCCUUCCUACGACCAGGCCUCAGGUAGACUCAAGAACUGACUGCUUCAAGUUCAGCCAAAUAUUUCACAUCAUCUUAGCUCCGGCCUUUGUCCAGAGACUUAGCCCACGGGCUUCCUUCUCCUCUGCAGCUGGUUUUGCCCUUCUCUUCCAAGCGGCAGCCACAAGCCGUUCAGUCUGUGCUUCAAAAGGGAAUCCCCCCCAAAAGAAUCCUCCGCAGGCCUUUGUGGGCCUCUGAAUGUUGUGUUUGAAAUGUCAGGACCGAGAAGAGGGGAAUCUGUGCAGCUGUGGGCAUGUUUUUGCAGGGUAGCAACUUGGAUAGUUUCCUGAGUCAGUGUUUGAAUGAUGUUAGCGCUUGCCAGCGUUGCAGCAUUUAUUCUGGCAAGGCCUGCUUACCUGCUUUAUUGGAACAGCCCGGUUGGCAGCAAAGCAGGCAUUUUCCGGCUGUGCGCCAACCAAAUCAAGUGUAGGAGGUAACACGGUUCCGUGUUUUGAUGGGGUAACGGGCACCAUGGAGUUGAAUCCGUUCCCUCGGGCAUUGGGCAUGAGGCUGAAGUGCAGGUGGGUUUAUGGACACGGCUCAUGUUUUAGUGCUGCACAGAAUCUUCACAAUGAGAUCCCAGUGUGACCCUGACCCACAGCCAAUACUGUGAACACUAAAGACUCCUAUUGUUUGUAGCGGGGAGGGAGAUAAGCACAUCGGAGCAGGCUUUGCCCCCUGGGCUGCUGACUGUAUUGGUUUUCAGAAUCUGUUGAUGCCCAUUUUGCUCAAAAUUUUGUGCACUGGAGGGAGGAGUUAAAGUAACAAAGGUGGUGGUACCAUCACCAUGUUUUGCUCAUGUCAUAGGAUUGGUACCCCUGGAAGAGCUUGUGGAAAAUGUUGGGGGAGUGAUCUUUUCCCCAUUUUGCUCUUCCUCAAGCAGCCUGCGGUUUGCCCUCAAGUUCCCUUGUGGUUUGAGAGAGCCCCACAAGCAAAAGGCAUGCAGGACAGGUUGUGCUGAAGCAAGGAGGAGGAAUCAAAUAAAAUGGGUUCUUUCCCCCUCUUUAAUUCACCUCUUGCUCCAGCAGAAGAAGGGACGACGUGAUUCUACUUGAUUUCCCCCUUUGACGGUGUGGGUAUCUUUUGCUUACAAGGUUCUCCCAGUCCUCAGGGAGCAGUUUCAGCAGGGCUUGCUGGAUUUUGCCAAAUAUUUUUGUAUGUGAAUACUGACAGCAAUGAGGAAAAAAAUGUGCCCUUCUGGGAUCUCACGACCAGUCUUAUCGCUAGAAGUCUGCAACCUAACCGAGUGCCCCACUGGAGGUGGCAGCCACCCCAGAAAGAGAGGGCAGAAUUAUCUCCCUUCAGUCCAUUUAUCCAAGUCACACAGCCUGAGUGCCAACUUUGAUCUUGGAAUAUUUUAUGUUUCCUGACUGCUGUCCCUGUACACUUCUCUUCAACUGUCUGUUUGAGCACAAAACAUCAUUGUGAAAAGACAAUAAUGCUUACCUUUGUCUCCUCUGUUACAAUUUCAUACUACAGUUACCAUCAGGCUCCCCCUUUAAAAUUGCACUAAGAGGAAAAAUGUGAAGCAGUUUUCAAAUGUGAAUAUGGUAGAGAUCAAUAUCUGUAGAUUUUUUUAAAAGCUAUUUUACAACAGUAAUAUGUUUACAACUUUCUUGCCGAUUUAAUAAAAUCACUUUAAGCACACCAUGUUCUCUACUAUAUGUGAAACAUAAAUCACUCCAAAGUAUUCCACUUUUUUUUUUACGAUCAAGCAUUGCUUUAUUUACAGUGUUCAUAGUAGUGCACACACAUGGGGCACCAUGUACACAGGGUCUCUGUUCUUUUCUGUGACCUGGAAAAUGCUGCACUUGCCUGAAUGCAAGGCAUUCCCCAACCAAGACAACAAGAGGGACGGCGCCCGAGUGUCGAUCUGCACUAAGUUUUGGGUUGUGCUUCUGGGUUAUCUUUUAAUUCAUUGUCCCACCAUUUAUGGAGCCGUGCCCAGCUGUUCUGGUUCCCUAGAUGUACUCCUGUAGGCUUGAAAACAAAGUAUCUUUCCGGAAGGAUUUCCCACUGUGUACGGCUAUCCUGCACACCCUUUGGGCUGGUUCCAGACUGCAAGAAUGGGCACAGCAACUCGGCUAUGAGUUGUAAGGGAAACUGGGGAGGACAUUUUUAGGGGGGGAACCAUGGCAGGCCAGAUUUGGCUGAGUACCCUUGCUUGCCUAACCCUAACUUAAAACAAUUAUAUGAAUGGAGCUACCUUAUACGAGUCAGGCUGUUGGUCUUUUGAUGCCUGUAUUUUCUACUCUGACUGGCAGUGGAUGUCCAAAGUCUUCCCAGAAAGGUCUGGGAAAGAUUGGAACCCAGGAUCCUUUUUAUGUGGGGAGGCUGAAAACUUAAGCUGGGCCCUUCUGCAUGUGAGGCAGGGGCUCUGCCUCUGAACAAGCGUUUCCUGCAUGAAUCACAUUUUAAAGAAUAUUUUUCCUUUGUAGUCAACGUGAUUCAUCUGAAGCCCUCCACAGGAGAUGAUUUCAAAAAUGGCUUUGAAGUUCCAAGGCCCAAUUCGGAUUUCCUUUCUCAGGGCCAAGCUA